Messenger RNA from Orycteropus afer afer, 291 nucleotides. RefSeq names its product chromosome unknown C10orf53 homolog (gene CUNH10orf53). The transcript has 3 exons. NCBI's taxonomy places the organism in Eukaryota, Metazoa, Chordata, Mammalia, Tubulidentata, Orycteropodidae. The record is from RefSeq and is a predicted model, not a curated record. The coding region runs from base 1 to 291 and encodes 96 amino acids.
AUGCAGGCCACACCUGAGAACAACGUUGUCUACCUGCGCUAUGGGCCAUAUAGCGCACUUGGCCUUUCAGUGGAACACCGCACCUUCCGCCUGCAAGGCCUACAAGCUGUGUUGAAUGAAGAUGGGCAUAAAGUCGUCUUAGAGAAGAUAGAUGACAGGAAUGUGGUGGAGCUGGUGGUGAAUGGAGGAGUCAUCUUCCACUGUAACAUCAAUGACCUAGAGUUUGGAGGUGAUGGUAAACUGGAUCCAUUGUGUGAACAGGCCAGGAUAGCCGUGCAAGGUGCCUAUUGA